UCGGUACCCGAUCGAUCGUCAAGCCUCGCACCAGCUUUUAUCAAUUCCUUUGUACUUGUAAUUGUUUUUUUUUUUGUUUUUUUUUUUUUGUUCGCGAUCAAGACAAUUUACUGGUGAAGAUGAGGAACGCCUGUGUGAUCGUCUUUUUGUGCUUCGCCGCUGGCGCCCUUGCCGAAACGUACCCCAACAAAUACGACAACAUCAACAUCGAUACAAUUUUGAUGAACGAUCGGGUUUUGAAUAGUUACGUCAUUUGCUUGGUGGAAAAUAAGAAUUGCACCAGAGAGGGCCGCGAACUCAGGAAAUUCCUGCCCGACGCAUUGAAAACUAAUUGCGCGAAAUGCAACGACCAUCAAAAGAGAAUGGCGAAGAAAAUUCUUACGCACCUGAAGGAGAAGCGAUCAGCUCUAUUUAAAAGAUUGACGACUACAUUCGAUUCGUCGGGCGAAUUGGAGAGGAAGUACGAAAAAGAAGGGUUUAACUUUUAAAUUAUUAACUUUGGACUAGAUGUUGAAAUUUUUUUUUUUACAAAUCCUAUGUUUGUAUUUUUUUCUAGUUAUGUGAAUUAUAAAUAUUUUUUUUUUUAUAUAAAGAUAGUACAAAUGGCAUUGAGUUAAUGAAGAAUCAUCAUUAUUUUUCUUUUCAUGGUAAAAAUACGUUUUACAUUAAAAGCAAAAAAGUGAAAGAUUUUUUGUCUUUUUUUUUCUCAUACUUACUUUAUUGGUACACUUUACGCUUACGAGCCAUUUAUUCUACUCGUCGUUUUUUGACUAAGGAUCCGAGCUGAAAAAAAAAAAAAAAGUGUUUCAGAUGUUUCAUUUCGUAUUUAAAAUAAAGACUGUUGAAUCAUUGUUACUCCAAGCAAAUGAAUUUUGUAAUA
Copidosoma floridanum is the source of this 880-nucleotide messenger RNA. Its product is annotated as ejaculatory bulb-specific protein 3-like. The record is from RefSeq and is a predicted model, not a curated record. NCBI's taxonomy places the organism in Eukaryota, Metazoa, Arthropoda, Insecta, Hymenoptera, Encyrtidae.